CUCCGUGUGGUCGGGCAUCCGUGGGCGCACUCAUUAGCGCGCGUGUGCCUAUAGACCGUGAGCCGACGGGUCUGUGGCCGGGGCGCGUCCGGGAGUGCGCGCGCGAGUCUCUGCGCCCUAAUCUAGGUGGGCUUCCAAGUGGCGUGGGAUCCGCGCGUACCCUCACUUAUGGCCGGGAAGGGGUUUGCAUGAGGAUGGAAGCGCCUGUGUUUUUGAGCGGCAUCCCUUUUCCUAGAGACGUUUCCUGAGCGCCCCCUGCGACGCACUGGCACCUCGAGGCGGGCCUGGCUGCAGGCCCUGCCCUGAUUGUGGGAGCCAGACUGACCUACCUGGCAGUUAGCAAAUGAACCUGUGGUGGUGAGGGCCCUGCCCAGAAGGCAAGGGGCCACUAGGAGGAGGUGAAGUUUGAGUGGAGACCUGGAGGUCAACCUGGCAGAGCGGAGGGAAAAGUUUUCUGAGAAGAGGAAACUACAUGUGCAAAGGCCCAGAGGUUGAAGGAGGGCCAGAGCUUGACGAGCAAACCCUUUCAGACUUGGGAGGAUCUAGGAAAUGACCUUCCAGUCAUCCUUUCUUGGAGAGUUGUUAGAGGAUGUGCUUCAGCAAAAUUAGGUCGAAAACUAAGAAAGUCAGCCUUGGGAUCCAAGCCAGAGCAGAGGCUCCCAGAAGCCACCUAGAAGCCAGAGGAGCCUCGGUGGCACUGAAGGGACACUCAGGCCUUCUUGGAACAGGGAGGAAGGGACUGCCAUAGGGCUCCACAGCUACACUGAGCAACAGACCACCUGUGACAUCUCAGGAGCUUCUCUGAAUACGCUUCAAAGGACAGGAUUCAUCCCACCCACGAAGUCCAAGGCACUGGCAUGGAGAAAAGACUGUGCUUGUGUUGUUUCCUCUCAUUUUAGACUAAAAACCUCUGAGCUGUUGGCUGGUAGGGAUGAAGAGGUGACCCCACAGACUGAAUUGGGCCUGCCCCACCCUGGGUCCCUGGUCCAUUUCUGUCCCGGUGAUAGACCGUAGCUCAGGUGUCCUUCGGGAAGCUUUCUCUGAUUUUGCCCCCACCCCCUUGCCAGCUGGAACAAGCACCAUCCACCAGGCCUUUGCCAUCAGAGCUGGGACUCAACCAGUGAUGGCACUGCUGCACCCAGCAUGUGAGCAUGUGCUAGGCUUGGGAGCCCAGACAAAGGUAGGGACUCCUCCUGAAGCUCUCCCUGGGGACCCUGGGCUAUGGGCCUCAGGGGCUUUGAGUUGGCAAGCCUGCCUUUUUGGAAGAGGAAAGGGGAAGAGAAAUCCCCUGUGGGGAGUUUGAGUCAGCUGAACUGUCAUAAUGGAAACAGCAGAGCCCUGGGCAUCAGGACACUUCCCCUCUGUGGGCCUCAGAGUCCUCCUCAAGAAACAGAAAUAACAGUGCUGCACAGGGAGUUGGGCUUAAGUGACAGAAGGGUGACAGAGCACUCUGUUAACUUGCAGGUGUGAAGGGAGACACUGCUGCUGACCGCACGGUGACAGCUGGUCAGGGGUUAAGAGACUGCAGCAUCUUGCCUCCAGCAGGGAUGAAUUCUUUCACUUCCCUUAGUUCCAGGUCUGAACUUGGACUGGUUGGAGCUUUCUGGGGACCAUGAAUUCCUCUUGUCUACCAGUCACGAACAUUCUAGUGAGAAUCCUGCUGUCUGUCCAGAGAAGACAUCUUGACUGGAGGGGCAGUGGUUUGGGAGGCUGUCCCUGAAGUGUGGAGAGGAGUCUCAGGUUGAGGAACGCCAGGGUGGCCACCAAGCCUCAUGUGGGGGUGGACGGUGACAGGCUGCAUGGGCGGGAAAUGAAGGGCCACCCGAGGGAACCCUGUGCUCUGAGACUCUUACUCAACGUGUCAGUCUGACACCUCCAGGCACAUCCUGUUCCCAUCUAACCCUUGCGCAAGGUCCGGGCCCAGUGGGAGGAGGCCGGAGGCUCCCCCACGGACGCGGACCCAGCCUCCAGGCCUCGGCUACGUUCGGAAUGACCCCAUCACCUCACUGGGUGACGAGGAGGACUUUUUCCCUUGCAAAGGCCACCACCCCACGCGUGUGGCGCAGCACUACGCCCGCUCGGGUGGCUGCGUGACGCGGGCAAGCCACUUCGCCUCUGGAGGUCUUAGUGUUCUUGCCUGUGAAGUGGGGUUGCCAACAGCCUUUGCUUCUUGGGGUCGUCAGGGGCCCCGGUAAGCCGGAGGGCGCCCGGGCCGCUCGUGCACUCCCCGCGGGAGGCUGGAGUUUGGGGGCGUCGCCGCCCCGCCCCUCCCCGGCCCGUCCCCGCCCCCGGCCCGCUUCCUCCUCCCGCGCGGCAGCCCCCUGCCUCCGCGCCAUGUCCGCCGGCUGGUUCCGGCGCCGCUUCCUGCCCGGGGGUCCGCUGCCCGCGCCGCGGCCGCCCAGGCCGCGCUCCAGCCCCGUGCCCUACCGGCGGCCCCGCUUCCUGCGCGGCUCCGGCUCGGGCCCCGGCACCGCCGACGCUCCGCGCCGCCCCGACGUCCGGCCCGUGCGCAGUCCAGCGCGGGGCCGCGCACUGCCCUGGAACGCAGGCUACGCCGAGAUCAUCAAUGCGGAGAAAUCUGAGUUCAAUGAGGAUCAGGCAGCCUGUGGGCAGCUGUGCAUCCGGAGAUGUGAGUUUGGGGCUGAAGAGGACCAGGAGUGGCUGACCUCGUGCCCAGAGGAGUUCCUGACAGGUCAUUACUGGGCACUGUUUGAUGGGCAUGGUGGGCCAGCUGCAGCCAUCCUGGCUGCCAACACCCUGCACUCCUGCCUCCGCCGGCAGCUGGAGGCCGUGGUAGAGGGCAUGGUGGCCACUCAGCCCCCCAUGCACCUCAGCGGCCACAGCAUCUGUCCCAGUGAUCCCCAGUUUGUGGAAGAGAAGGGCAUUAGGGCGGAAGAUUUGGUGAUCGGGGCUCUGGAGAGUGCCUUCCAGGAAUGUGAUGAGGUGAUCGGGCGGGAGCUGGAGGCCUCAGGCCAGAUGGGCGGCUGCACAGCCCUGGUGGCUGUGUCCCUGCAGGGAAAGCUGUAUGUGGCCAAUGCCGGGGAUAGCAGGGCCAUAUUGGUACGGAAAGAUGAGGUUCGGCCCCUGAGCUCUGAGUUCACCCCGGAGACUGAGCGGCAGCGGAUUCAGCAGCUGGCCUUUGUCUACCCUGAGCUUCUGGCUGGUGAGUUCACCCGACUGGAGUUCCCUCGGCGACUGAAGGGGGAUGACUUAGGGCAGAAGGUUUUGUUCCGGGAUCACCACAUGAGAGGCUGGAGCUACAAGUGUGUGGAGAAGUCGGAUCUCAAGUACCCACUGAUCCAUGGGCAGGGUAGACAGGCUCGGUUACUGGGAACACUGGCCGUCUCCCGGGGCCUGGGAGACCAUCAGCUCAGAGUCCUGGACACAAACAUUCAGCUCAAGCCCUUCUUGCUCUCUGUCCCACAGGUGACUGUCCUGGAUGUGGACCAGCUGGAGCUGCAGGAGGAGGAUGUGGUUGUCAUGGCAACUGAUGGGCUCUGGGAUGUCCUAUCCAAUGAGCAGGUGGCACGGCUAGUGCGGAGCUUCCUCCCUGGCAACCGAGAGGACCCACACAGGAGCCAGCUCUGUAGCCACAGGUCCCUAGAAAGAGGGGCAGUGACGGGCCUAUUCCAAAGAACGUGGUACCUCAGCUUUGGACACACAAGAACUCUCGAGAGGAAUCCUCUUCCUUGCUGACAGGCAAGUGGCUGCUCUGGCUGCAGGUAUGUUUAUUAGGCAGCCCUUCUUAUAAACCCAGUCUCAAGCACUCUGAACAGUUACUCCUACCAUGAAUUUUCUACUUUGGAGAGCCAGGAGUGGGCAGUAAUAGAUCAUCUGGUUUCUAGAAGUCUCUCCAUUCUGAUAAGGCAGAGCUAUAUACAGUGGGUGGCACUGCAGAAAAGCUGCAGAUUCCAGUCGACAUUUUGGAAAGAUGUAUGCCCUUUGCCCUUUGAGAAACAAGUCAAAAGUAAUUGCUAACAAAACAAAACAGUAAUUGCUGGCAAUUUACAGCCUAUUUCUGCUGCUGAACAAAGGCAGUUAAUGGCUUGCUUCCCCCUUAGCAACUAUGUACUCUUGGGCAAGUCAUAACCUUGUGGAGCCUGUUUCUGUAUCUGCAGAGAACCUAUGACCUACUUAAAUGUUUGAGAACUUCGUGAAAUAACAUGCCACUGGUACUGCUCUAAGAAGGCCAUGCAGGGGAAGGAAAGGCCAUGAGCCAGCUGUAGCUCAUUUCAACCCUGAUCAAGACCUCUCCCUCUUCCAAGAGAAGGCAAGGAAAAGAAGAAAGCAGACAUACCAGGUAAACAGGAAUGACCUGUAAUUGGAAAAGAAGCUUCAGACAAACUGAAAAUGCUCUGGUUCCAGCAUCUUGUCCCCAGAUGCCGGAAGCCAGGCACAAAGGGCAUGCAAAAGUGACUGUCACAUAUGUACAAGCGCAGACAGAGCAUCACCGAGCAAAAAGGGGGCUAAUACUGCAGAGAGGGCCCCAAAGUGCGGCUUGAGGAAUACAAGGGAAGUUAUCCCAAGACCCUCAGUUAGCUGCCGUGGGAACAGCAAACACUUGAAGCUUUGCUUCAUUCUGUCUCCCAAAGGAAAAAAGGGUAAUAGGGAAGACUCACUAACACUUGUGGCAAACACUAUUAGCAAGGAUGCAGUCUUUCUCUCGGGCUGCGGGACUCGACCUCUUUCUGCUGAACUCUGAGAAAUGACAGAUAUUUUAUAUACAUAUAUAUAUAUGCAUACAUACAUAUACAUAUAUAUGUAUGCACACACGGAUAUACUUAAAUGAAGGUGUACACACUGUGCUAAAAUACAAACAACAGAAACCCCAUGUCAUAUAUAAAAAGGCUAAA
Lynx canadensis (Canada lynx) is the source of this 4853-nucleotide messenger RNA. It is a transcript of the gene PPM1M, whose product is annotated as protein phosphatase, Mg2+/Mn2+ dependent 1M. Gene Ontology annotation, biological process: protein dephosphorylation. The record is from RefSeq and is a predicted model, not a curated record. The transcript is spliced from 11 exons. Lineage: Eukaryota; Metazoa; Chordata; Mammalia; Carnivora; Felidae. Bases 2335 to 3696 code for a protein of 453 amino acids. Gene Ontology annotation, molecular function: protein serine/threonine phosphatase activity.